Molecule: messenger RNA, 1653 nt
Organism: Lathyrus sativus (Indian pea)
Lineage: Eukaryota; Viridiplantae; Streptophyta; Magnoliopsida; Fabales; Fabaceae
Source: the annotation of a GenBank genome assembly
AUGAGUGGCGGUGGUGAAGGAGAAGAUGAAACAACACUCGAGUUCACUCCCACGUGGGUUGUUGCUGCCGUUUGCACUAUAAUCGUCGCCAUUUCCCUCGCUGCGGAGCGUCUUCUUCACUACGGUGGAAAAUAUCUCAAACGCAAAGAUCAAAAACCACUUUACGAAGCUCUCCAGAAAAUCAAAGAAGAGUUGAUGCUUCUCGGUUUCAUUUCUCUUCUUCUCACGGUUUCCCAAAACGCCCUCACCAAAAUAUGCGUUCCUCCCGGCGUAUUGCGUCACAUGCUUCCUUGUACUCUCCAGGAGAAGGAUCAGAAAGAAUCUGAACUUCCCAAAUCACAUUCCGCUUUCUCUUUCCCCGGAAUCGCACGCCGUCUUCUCGCCGAUCGCCUCCUAGCAGAAGCAGAAGCAGCAGAACAGGCUCAUCCCAAAACCUCUUUCUGCUCCAGCAAGAGCAAGGUUCCUUUGUUAUCUCUUGAAGCUUUGCAUCAUCUCCACAUCUUCAUUUUUGUUCUUGCCGUCGUUCAUGUUACUUUUUCAGUUCUCACCGUUGUUUUUGGAGGCGCCAGAAUACGUCAGUGGAAGCGCUGGGAAGAUUCUAUUAAAAAAGAGAAUUAUGAUACUAGUAAAGUUCUCAAACCAAAGUUUACUCAGGUUCAAAAUCAUGAAUUUAUCAAAGGUCGCUUUUCCGGUUUCGGCAAAGACUCUGCUUUAAUUGGUUGGUUGCAAUCCUUUUUCAAGCAGUUUUAUGGUUCUGUGACAAAAUCAGACUAUGUGACAUUAAGACUCGGGUUCAUUAUGAGUCACUGCAAGACAAACCCAAAGUUUGAUUUUCACAAGUACAUGAUCCGUGCCCUUGAAGAUGAUUUCAAGAUAGUUGUUGGCAUAAGUUGGUAUCUUUGGCUCUUUGUGGUCAUCUUCUUGUUGUUAAAUAUCAAUGGUUGGCAUACAUAUUUCUGGAUUGCUUUCGUUCCUGUUAUUCUUUUACUUUCUGUGGGAACGAAGCUGGAACAUGUAAUAACCCAGCUAGCUCAUGAAGUAGCUGAAAAACAUGCAGCCAUAGAAGGUGACUUGGUUGUAAAACCAUCAGAUGGUCACUUUUGGUUUCAUCGGCCUCACAUCGUCCUCUUCUUGAUUCACUUUAUCCUUUUCCAGAAUGCUUUUGAGAUAGCGUUUUUUUUCUGGAUAUGGGUUACAUAUGGAUUUGACUCCUGUAUAAUGGGACAAGUUCGUUACAUUGUUCCAAGGCUUGUGAUUGGGGUAUUUAUUCAGGUACUGUGUAGCUACAGCACCUUACCACUCUAUGCAGUUGUUACACAGAUGGGAACUCACUAUAAGAGGGCAAUAUUUAAUGAGCAUGUGCAAGUGGGCCUUGUUGGUUGGGCAGAGAAGGUAAAAAAGAAGAAAGCACUUAAAGCUGAAAGCCAAGGAAGUUCUCAUGGUCAUGAGGGUAGUAGUAAUAGUGCAGGAAUUCAGCUUGGGUCAGUUUUCCAGAAGAAGGCGUCAGCUUCCGAGGACAAUGCGUCGUCGGUCCCCAAAGCUGAGGGUAGUAGUAAUAGUGCAGGAAUUCAGCUUGGGGCAGUUUUCCAGAAGAAGGCAUCAGCUCCCGGGGACAAUGCGUCGUCGGUCCCCAAAGCUGAGGGGUCCAACUGA